Molecule: messenger RNA, 2097 nt
Organism: Aspergillus wentii DTO 134E9
Lineage: Eukaryota; Fungi; Ascomycota; Eurotiomycetes; Eurotiales; Aspergillaceae
Product: ELMO/CED-12 family protein
Exons: 3
Coding region: 1-2097 (698 amino acids)
Biological process (GO): cell motility; actin filament organization
Cellular component (GO): plasma membrane
Source: RefSeq, a predicted model, not a curated record
AUGGAGAACAUUGACAUUUCCGAGCUAGUGGAGAGAUUGGGGAGUGAUGAAGAUGCAAUUCGCAAAAUGGCGGUUUUCAAGCUCCAGAGCAACAUCGGAGACCCUUCGUUUGCAGACAUUUUCAUCUAUGAAGGUGGAUUAACAAAAUUGCGCCAUCUAUCCCUCCAUGCAAGCGGGAAUACCUUGGCAUACAGCUUAACGAGCUUUGCGAGGUUACUAGAAGUUGACAAAGGCUGGGAAUUUGUCGAUCAAGAAGUUGUAGAGCGGAUCGUCGAGCUUAUUGUCACCCAUCCGUUAGUGAACAUCCUACGCGGAGCGAUGUCCAUUCUUGUCUCUAUCGUAUCGCAUCCUUAUACCGGCAGCCGUCUCUCGCAGGCAGGCAUAUUCGGUUUUCGUGCAUUGAAACCUGCAAUCGCUAUAUACCCACAGUUCCUGGAAAUGCUCGUCAGUAGACUUUCCUCCGCCGACCACGCCCUUUGCGCUAAUGCGCUACAAUUAAUAAAUUCACUCAUGCGCGACUCAAUUACAAAUGACUCGGAGGUAGAAUGGCCCAAGUUUAUUCAAAAACUACAAGAUCUGGGCGUAAUUAGGGCAGUCUACGUUUUGAUGCAGGGCACCGCAUUGCAAGACCAUGCACAUCCUUUGAUUGAAUUUCAAUCUCUCACCAAAGUUCUGCUGAGAAAAUGGCGAGGAGUUGCUUUGGAUCUAGAAAAGCCUGAGCACCGGAGAGCAUUAAAAGGGGUUCAUUUGGCUAGUAAUCCCGAAAAGAAUUACGAUAAAGCAGUUGGCAAUGGCGAUGACACACGGCGGUCAAGGAGACACAACCCAGAGAAAUGGAGGCGACUCGGAUUUGAAUCGGAAAACCCAGUGGUAGAAUUUCAGGAAAUGGGAUUUCUGGGAAUGAUGGAUUUGGCAGACUAUGUCAGAAACCACCAGGACGAAUUUCAAAAAAUGCUUUUAGAGCAGUCAUCAAAAACAGCCAGUCAAAAAUGCCCUAUUUCCAAGGCCUCCCUGUCUGUGACUUCUAUGCUUUACGAGCAUUUCGAGGUAGACAAAUCGGAGAUGGAAGAUGCCAAAAGUUACCUAAUACUUGAGUCCCGCUCCAAUCUGGACAAAUUGUUCAAGCCUUUGCUGCUGCAUUGGACGCGCUUGCAUGUGGCGGGGCUGCAUGCUUUUUUUCGUUUAUGGAAAUCCACUGGUGCCGAGGCAGAAGAUUUCGAAAAAAUAGCCGAACUUGUUCGCAUUCUGGUCGAAUCGGUCGUCGGAGGGGCGCCCCGUACGAAAGAUAUACAAGAUGUCGAGGAGGAGCUAGCCGACUUUGGGUACCAUCGGUUACGUGAACUUCAAAUGGAACUCCUUGAGCUUACUUAUGAAGAUGCUUGGGGGCAACAUCUACGACAAGUGCGUAAUGAAUUACACCACGAAGCUCUUCAGUUUGUCAAGGAGCAGAGGAUCCGGUGCCUCCUACAAGGAUCCUGGUUUCCAAAUGAGAAUACUUCAAAAUCGGACGUGGGACCAACGGCAAAAUGCACAUAUAGAUACGCUCAACUCUCCCAUAAUCGGAGAUAUCUGCAUUUCGGCGAUUUUAAUAUAGAUAACAGAAGUCCAGAGCUAGAUGCUCUACCAGAUAAAAUUGAUUUAUCAAUCGUGUCAUCUGUAGUUUCUAAUAUUUCGGCAUCCCCAGAUAAUUCGUCUUCUUCCACUGUAAAGACUACAUCUCAUCAAGUUUCGUCUACCAAAAUCACCAUACAUGGCUUUGCCCACUCAGCUCCCGUCACAGCAGCCACACAGAAAGGUCAUGACCAUGCUCGCUCGGCCAGCAAGACAACUCAGAAAGAAAUCGUUCUAUUGACUCUCCGACCACGAUCUCACAGCAUUGCAUCGGAGUGGCUUGAUGGUUUACUUAUGCUUUUGAACCAACAGCCUAUCACAGCGGAGACUAACAGGCUGAUCAGCCUAAUCAGCAAUUAUGGACUCAAGAUCCGUUUGCUAAAUGUUCGCUUUGACGAUGCGGCAUUCGCAGGCGAGACCCCGAAGGUGCCUCCCCGCGAAGGUCUCGAUGACGACUAUUAUUAUGAUGUUUUUGGGGGCCCUUGA